UGCGUUAUACAACUUUAUCUAUAUUUUUCAAGAUUUGGGUACUUCGCCAUUAAAAUCCCAAAUACCAAUCCGAAGAUAAUUUUUUUCCCUCAUCUCCUGCCAUUAGUGCAGACCCUCACGUGCGCUAAUGAGGCGAAAAACGCACGAAACGAGAGGAACAGUUUCCCUUCUCUUCCUUCUGCAAAAUAUCCAUGGUAGACAAUACAAGAAAAAAAAAAAAAAAUCUCUAUAAACGCGCUCUUAAACCCUGGUUAAGGGUUUGUCUAUCACUUUUAGUGGAGGUUGGAAAGUUAUCCUUCUGCCUUUAGUGGAGCUCAUGCAGGGGUGAAGCUUAAAAGCUGUAAAUUCGGAUCAUUAUGGAUUUUUUUUCUUAAAGUUAAAUCUAAUCUCCACUGGCAAUGUUUAAUGAACUCCGAUGACACUAUAUCCGACUGUCGCGUCUAUUAGAACAUAGAUGCUAUAGCUAACUCAACCCGCCGAGAGAGGCUAAAUUUUGGGUUAUGUUGCUUCACAUUAAAGAUGGAUUGAAGACUCAAACUGCAAAUUUAUUGCUGAGUAGGGACUCACGAAAAAUUCCAUUGGUGUUUGCUUAGUGGGAUAUACAAGAGAGGAAAUGGUAGCUGGUCAGCAAAAGAGGCCAUUGACUAAUAUUUGUGCUAUUUCAAAUAAUGGUGACGAAGAGUUUUCUUCAGAAAAGAGAAAAAUCAAUAUAGUGCUCUCUAAAUGGUUUCAAACAAUGAGACCUCAUAUUGCUCUAGAAUGGGAUGAUACACAAAUGAAGGCAGUGGCUCGAAAGGGACAAGUGGGAAUCACAUGGAGGCACCUUUUACCUUUUUAUGGACCAUCUCCACAUCAUUCUUGCAUGGAUUUGGCUGAUGUGUUUACUAUUCCAGAGGAAUUGUACGAACUGAAGGAUCUGAAGGAUGUUUUUACGUAUGAGGUUUGGCAAUCAUGCUUUUCAGAUUCAGAACGGAAGCUUCUUUCUGAGUUCCUUCCCAAAGGAUUUGAUGCAGAAAUAGUUGUACAAUCCUUACUUCUUGGUCACAAUUUUCAUUUUGGAAAUCCGUUCAUUGGUUGGUCGUCGUUGCUUUGCAGUGGUGGUAUGCAUCCAGAUGCAAUUCGUUUAAGUGAGGCUGAGUUAAGAGCUAACAAGAAAGUGUACUAUUCUGAAGUUCGAAAAUAUCAUAACAACAUGCUUGAGACUUUGCAGAUGUGGAGGGAAGCCUGGCAGAAUUGCAGGAAUCCUGAAAUGGAGUUGCCCGAUAGAAAAUGGCAAGGAUCACAGAAGCAUGAUGUUGCAAAAAUGCAUGUAAUGUCGGAGGAAGGCAACACAGUGAUCAGCAGUUCCAAAAAGCAAGAAAAGGUGACCUCAGAAAAAAUGUUGCAUGCCACUUUUGAAGAGUCACGCAAGAAUGUUUUGGUAGAGCAUUGGAUAUUUUUAGUACAGAUGGACCUUCCAGAAGCAUAUGCCAAAUUUGUGGAAAGCCACUUACAGAGACAUCUACAGAGAAAUCAUUUACAGAAAGAGAUUUUGGAGCAUCGGAAGUUUGUGUCGGACAAGGCAAGAUGUAAAGAGAAUCUAAUAGAUUCAGAGACACUGUGCUAUACAAAGGAAGGGGCACAGAUCAGGAAGGAAAUUGAUCUUUCACAAUUAAAAAAUCUGCCAGUUCAUGCUAUUGCUGAAGUUGAAGAACAGGAAAAAUCAAAUUCUGAAUUUACAAAGCUUAGUUCUGAUUCAAGUACUCAAUAUGGGGCUCACAAACCAUCUGAUUCAGAAGAAUCUUCUGAUGUGAAAACCUUAACAAGUACCGAAAUUCCUCCAGUUCAGGUGUCAGGUAUGUGGAGUCCUACCCCAAAAAUGACACCACAAGCUACUAAGUAUGAACAGCAUCGAAAUUGCUUGUCGGAAACAGAGAAUCCAAAGCCAGUUAAAAAUGUUUUCUCUGACGCAAGGCUAAAGCAAUGUUCAGGCCUUGCUGAUGAACAACCAGUUUGCAGAGAUGAUGUGCUGUCUUCAGUUAAAGAAACAUUGUCUACCACCAAUGUUGAUUGUCCAGGAUUUUCUUCGCAUUAUGAUUUAGGAUCAGCUAGAAAAGAAUGUUCUAAUCUCCUACCAAGGAAAAGGCCAAUCUUUUGGGCACCAUCAAAGCUUGCAGAAGAGAAUUCUGUUGAUGAUUCUAUGAGGAGAAGCAUUAGUGAAGAAGGACCAGACAAAAGACCAUGCUUUAGUCUAGAAAAAACAGGUCCACUGCAGAAUGUUGUAUCUCAGCAGGAUCAUUUUCCUUCCCAGAGAGACCAACCAGCAGACAAUCAAAAUUGUUCUUUCCUUGUGAAUACGGAUAAGAAGGCUGGUGCUGAGGGUCACUUGCUUCAUUUCAAGCAACCAAUGAGUUCGAAAAAUCCUAUAGGAGAGUUAGAGAUGCAGCCAUUUAAUAAGAGACAAGGCUAUGUAGAGAUGCAGAUUCUUUCUUUAGGAAAGGAUCAUCCUUCUGCUCUAUCUUUACAGCAGGCAGAGUAUUUGGACAAAAAAUGUCAUUUAAAUUUGAGCAGUGAAUUUUUUGAAGAACAACAUUCCCAAAAUACUAUGCAUUCAUCUUUGUUGGGUGAUUUAACAAACAGAGUCAGUGUUCCAAAUAUGCAGGCAGACAAAACCCAUUCCCUGAUUCUUUCUUCAUCUAAUGGGAUUCAAGCUAGAGGGAGACAAUCUGGCCUUAAUCACGAGAUCAACUGGGAUGGAAAUAAUUUUUCUCUACCUUGUGUCUCUGCAAGAGGACCAACUCAGCAAGGCUUCCAACAUGUAUUCUACUCAGCACAAGACUUGCAGUUUUUCACUGACAUUAAAUCAAAAGAACUUAACCAUCCUUUACAACGGAGAGACUCAAAUCAAUCUGGCAAGCAAGAUGGUUUUGGUGACAAUGUUCAAGAGCAACAAAUUUUCUGGCAGAAUCAUCAUCAAGAGAACCAAUCCCAUAUAUUCAAACAUACAGAGCAGAAACAGUCCUUGCAAGCUUCGGGUCAACAAGACCUUUUUUUCCCUGGCCUUUCUCCAGCAGCUGUUCCAAAUUGGAAUGGUCCUCUACAUGCUAUACCGUGGAGGCCCCUUCCUGCAACAGCCAUGCCUCAAUUAGAGCAACAUCCUAAUCAUGUGAAUGGCAUCAAUAAUCCAAUUCCUGCUAGUUGGUCUCCUCCUAAUUUCCUCCAAAAGCCAUCCACUAUAGAUCAUGGUCAUACAAGGAGCAACAGUGAAAGAGAAUUAUUUGGUUUGCUACCUCAAUGGGAUAGUUUACCUCAAAGCACAAAUGGAGUCUCAAACCAUGAUCAAUAUGGAGAUUUGAAAAUCUAUACAAGUAUUGGUUUCUGUACUAGUAACAAUGGCCAUAGCCAAGAAGAUUGGAUCCAAUUGCAACACUCACAUGCUAAUCCUUCAUACCCAUAUGAGAUAAGCUCAAUACACAGAGCUGGUUACACUCCUUGUAGAAACAUAUCUCCUAUCUCCUACCCAAGUUCUGAAAUUGCUCAUUUCAGGCAGAUGAGUUCUGGUUUGCAGAAUAUUAAUGGACAAGGUCCAUCUUUAAAUUCUCCAUGGAAUUUGUAAGGAUUGAUCCUCUUCUUAGUGCCUAUAAAAGCCUAUGCUAGUGUCAGAUUGAGAAAUUCAGAUUAAAUGCUUUAACGCAGGUCAAGAUUUAGAUUCUUGGCUAGAUUGGGUCCUUUUAGUUACCCUUAAGACGAUUCUGGCAUUCCCAUGUGAACAGGCUGCUAUAAAGAUUAUUCUCAACAUAAUAUUAUUACAGGAAAACUCAGUAGUGGGGAAAACAAGUGUAGAACUUGCAUUAAUAUUCUCAAAUAUGGCCAUAUAUAUUAUUAAUGUAGGCAAGGAAAAGUUCCAACCAAAUGUAAAAAAAACUAUGGGUUAUGGAAUUGUACAUUAUAAAUUGAAGAAAAUGUCUCAUUAUUAGUAAA
This is a messenger RNA of Cryptomeria japonica (Japanese cedar), 3960 nucleotides long. RefSeq lists its product as uncharacterized. The record is from RefSeq and is a predicted model, not a curated record. The transcript is spliced from 10 exons. Gene Ontology annotation, cellular component: Ino80 complex. Lineage: Eukaryota; Viridiplantae; Streptophyta; Pinopsida; Cupressales; Cupressaceae. The coding region runs from base 614 to 3595 and encodes 993 amino acids.